Molecule: messenger RNA, 2324 nt
Organism: Triticum aestivum (bread wheat)
Lineage: Eukaryota; Viridiplantae; Streptophyta; Magnoliopsida; Poales; Poaceae
Product: phosphoenolpyruvate carboxylase 4-like
Exons: 16
Coding region: 98-2323 (741 amino acids)
Biological process (GO): tricarboxylic acid cycle; carbon fixation
Cellular component (GO): cytosol
Molecular function (GO): phosphoenolpyruvate carboxylase activity
Source: RefSeq, a predicted model, not a curated record
UCAAAUAAAUCGUCGAACCUUGCAAUACAAGCACCUUAGAAUAGCCCAUCUUUUGGAGUUCAACGGACGGCGUGAUCUUAACUAUGAGGAUAGAGAGAUGCUAAUAGAAGACCUGGUAAGGGAAAUCACAGCAUUAUGGCAGACAGAUGAGCUGAGGCGCCAUAAACCUACACCAGUUGAUGAAGCUAGGGCUGGCCUUCAUAUUGUGGAACAAUCUCUCUGGAAAUCGAUACCACGCUAUCUUCGCCGUGUCAGCAAUGCUCUAAAGAAGCAUACUGGCAAGCCUCUUCCACUAACCUGCACACCAAUCAAAUUUGGUUCAUGGAUGGGUGGCGACCGAGACGGGAAUCCUAAUGUCACAUCAAAAGUGACUCGGGAUGUUUCCUUGAUGGCCCGUUGGAUGGCAAUUGACCUGUACAUCCGACAACUAGACAGUCUCAGCUUUGAGUUAUCCAUCAAGAAAUGUAGCGAUAAGCUUGCAACCUUAGCCAAUGAAAUCUUGCUCAAAGACUCAGAGUCGACAUCCGAAGAGAAGAAGGCCAAUCCUUGGACCAAAACAGGACCAGAAAACAACUUAAAACGGCCGCCUAGGAUGGGGAUGCAUACUCAGCCUCCUUCUGGUGCUGAUCUUCCAUCAUUGACAGAAUGCAGUGAUAGCGAAUCUCAAUUCAGAAUAGUAAAACUUCCAUGCAACCCGAAACAUCAGGGAAUCCAAAUUCCAACAGAAAGAAGUGAGGAGAGUCACAGUCCAGUGCAGUCUCCUGGUCGUCGUCCAGGAUCAUCACAUAUGAGUCGAACUCCAAGUGGUAGUCAACUAAGGAAAAUGUUGUUCACAGAAUCUAAGAUAGGCCGGUCAAGCUUCCGAAAGCUUCUAGAGCCAGGCCUAUCAGAUAAACCAGGAAUUACGCCAUACAGGAUUGUCCUUGGUAAUGUGAAAGAAAAGAUGAUGAAGACACGAAGACGGCUUGAGCAUCUUCUUGAGGAUCUACCAUGUGACUCUGAUCCUGCAGAAUAUUAUGAAACACCGGAUCAACUUUUAGAGCCUUUGCUCUUGUGCUACGACUCACUGCAAUCAUGUGGAUCUAGCAUUCUUGCCGAUGGCCGGCUGGCCGAUCUUAUACGAAGGGUUGCCACCUUUGGUAUGGUGCUAAUGAAGCUCGACGUCCGCCAGGAAUCGGGCCGGCACACAGAAGCGCUUGACGCCAUUACGUCUUACUUCGAUCUUGGCGUUUAUAGUGAGUGGGAUGAGGAAAAGAAGCUGGAUUUCUUGACUAGGGAGCUGAAAGGGAAGCGCCCUCUAGUUCCCCCAUACAUAGAGGUUAAUGCUGAUGUGAAAGAAGUUCUCGACACCUUCCGCGUUGCUGCAGAACUCGGGAGCGACUCGCUUGGAGCAUAUGUGAUUUCAAUGGCCUCCAAUGCCAGUGAUGUCCUUGCUGUCGAGUUGUUGCAGAAGGACGCAAGGCUAACAGUUAGUGGGGAUCUCGGAAGGGAAUGUCCCGGUGGAACGUUAAGAGUUGUUCCCUUGUUCGAGACGGUGAAGGAUCUUCGAGAAGCCGGUUCAGCGAUCAGGAAGUUGCUGGCCAUUGACUGGUACAGGGAGCAUAUCAUCAAGAACCACAACGGCCACCAAGAGGUCAUGGUGGGCUACUCUGAUUCUGGCAAGGACGCCGGCCGUUUCACAGCGGCGUGGGAGCUGUACAAGGCGCAGGAGGACGUCGUGACGGCGUGCAACGAGCACGGCAUCAAGGUGACGCUCUUCCACGGCCGCGGCGGGAGCAUCGGGCGCGGCGGUGGGCCGACGUACCUGGCCAUCCAGUCACAGCCCCCCGGCUCGGUGAUGGGCACGCUGCGGUCGACGGAGCAGGGCGAGAUGGUGCAGGCCAAGUUCGGGCUGCCGCAGACGGCGGUGCGGCAGCUGGAGAUCUACACGACGGCGGUGCUGCUGGCCACCCUGCGGCCACCGCAGCCGCCGCGGGACCCCAACUGGCGGCACGUCAUGGAGGAGAUCUCCCUCGCAAGCUGCGCGCACUACCGGCGCACCGUGUACGAGGACCCGGCCUUCGUCACCUACUUCCAGGAGGCGACGCCGCAGGCGGAGCUGGGCUACCUCAACAUCGGCAGCCGCCCGGCAAAGCGCAAGGCGGCGAUCACGGCCGCCGGCGGCAUCGCCAGCCUGCGCGCCAUCCCGUGGGUGUUCGCGUGGACGCAGACGCGGCUAGCGCUGCCGGCGUGGCUGGGCGUCGGCACGGGGCUCCAGGACGCGCGCGACAAGGGCCGCACCGAGGACCUCCGGGCCAUGUACGAGGAGUGGCCCUUCUUCUAGU